AUGCGAAGUAUAGUAGAAGACCUCCUCAUUCUUGUAGCAGUUACUGAGGCAAUAUUGGGGCUUUUAGGGAAUGGAUUCAUUGGACUUGUAAACUGCACUGACUGUGUGAAAAACAAGAAAUUCUCUACUAUCAGCUUUAUUCUCACUGGCUUAGCUACUUCCAGGCUUUGUCUGAUAUGAAUCAUAAUUACAGAUGGAUUUGUAAAGCUAUUCUCUCCAGAUAUGCAUUUCUCUGGUAACUUAAUUGGCUACAUUAGUUACUCAUGGAUAAUUGUGAAUCAAUCAAGUAUCUGGUUUGCCACCAGCCUCAGCAUCUUCUGUUUCCUGAAGAUAGCCAAUUUUUCCCACCACAUUUUUCUCUGGUUGAAGGGUAGAAUCAAUAGGGUUCUUCUCGUUCUGAUGGGAUUCUUUUUUAUUUCAUGGUUACUUACUUUUUCUCAAGCUGCGAAGUUUCUUAGUGGUAAUAGAAUGAAGAAUAGAAGCAGCAUCUGGUCAGUGGACACGCAUAAAGGUGAAUACAUUACAAACCAGAUUUUGCUCCAUCUGGGAGUCAUUCUCCUCUUUAUACUAUGCCUGGUUACAUGUUUCUUAUUGAUCAUUUCCCUUUGGAGGCACAACAGGAGAAUGAGAUCGAAUGCCACAGGAUUCAGAGAUGCCAGCUGAGAAGCACAUAUCAAAGCAAUGAAAGUCUUGGUAUCUUUUAUCAUCCGCUUUAUCUUGUAUUUUAUAGGCGUUGCCAUAGAAGUAUCAUGUUCUACUGUGCCAGAAAACAAACUGCUGUUUACUUUUGGUAUGACAACCACAGUCCUCUAUCUCUGGGCUCACUCAUUUAUCUUAAUUCUAGGAAACAGCAAGCUAAAGCAAGCCUCUUUGAGAGUCCUGAAACAAUUAAAGUGCUGA
Hippopotamus amphibius kiboko is the source of this 900-nucleotide messenger RNA. It is a transcript of the gene TAS2R10, whose product is annotated as taste 2 receptor member 10. NCBI's taxonomy places the organism in Eukaryota, Metazoa, Chordata, Mammalia, Artiodactyla, Hippopotamidae. The record is from RefSeq and is a predicted model, not a curated record. The transcript has a single exon. Gene Ontology annotation, molecular function: G protein-coupled receptor activity. Gene Ontology annotation, biological process: sensory perception of taste; detection of chemical stimulus involved in sensory perception of bitter taste; G protein-coupled receptor signaling pathway. Gene Ontology annotation, cellular component: membrane.